CCACUUUCUCGCCCACAUCGGCCCAGGUCGGACAACCCCCCACUUCUGGCUACGCAACACCUCUGUUUUGCAAAUCUCAGUCUUGUGCCAUUGUUUGGAUCUACCCAAGGGCUGUCUGUACUAUCUCGAGUCUCCUUUGCGAUUCCACCCCGCAGAGACGACGUCGACCGACAAUCACCGCCUUUUCAAGAUCUUGUGGCACGCUUCGAACCUACGAACAUCCCCAGCGCCAUUAAGACCGUCAUUGCUAUCUGACGAUACCACCAUAGCCCGCGAUAUACCCGUCUUGCGAAACACCACCCUCGAUUAUUUCGGGUGGCUUUCCCUCCCCUUCUCCCUUCGCCUCGCACCCCGCUUCGCCCUUCUCUUAGACGACGGAACAUGUCGAACGUUGAUUUUCUCGGCCGGGCGGUCAACACCGUCAAGCAGGCCAUCGAGGCCGACAAUGCGGGCGAAUACGAGCGCGCCUUCAACCUCUACAAACAAUCCCUCGAAGUAUUCGUGCUAGCCAUCAAAUACGAGAAGAACCCCAAAUCCAAGGACAUGAUCCGCGCCAAGACCGCCGAAUACAUGGACCGCGCCGAGAAGCUGAAAUCCCACCUCGAUGAAGUCGAAGCGAAGAAAACCGCGGGGAAAGGAGCCGUCGGCGCCAACGGGAAGAGCAAGGACGAUAAGGAGGAAGACGGCGAGGAUAAGAAGCUCAAGAACGCCCUCAGCAGCGCCAUCCUUCAAGAGAGGCCCAAUGUUCGCUGGGAGGACGUCGCUGGCCUCGAGGCCGCCAAGGAGACUCUGAAGGAGGCCGUCGUGAUACCCAUCCGCUUCCCCAGCUUGUUCCAGGGGAAACGCCAGCCGUGGAAGGGCAUCCUGUUGUACGGCCCUCCGGGUACGGGCAAGAGUUACCUGGCCAAAGCCGUCGCGACCGAAGCGAACAGCACAUUUUUCAGCGUGAGCAGUUCCGAUCUGAUCAGCAAGUGGAUGGGCGAGAGUGAAAGACUUGUCAAACUCCUCUUCUCCAUGGCCCGCGAAAACAAACCAUCCGUCAUCUUCAUCGACGAAAUAGACGCUCUCUGCUCGCCCCGAGGCGAAGGCGACUCGGAGGCGUCGCGGCGCAUCAAGACAGAGCUCCUGGUGCAGAUGGACGGCGUGGGCAACGACAGCAAGGGCAUUCUCGUGCUCGGCGCCACGAAUAUCCCCUGGCAGCUCGAUUCGGCCAUCCGGCGCCGCUUCCAGCGUCGUAUCCACAUCGGUCUCCCCGACGCCGCCGGCCGGGCCAGCAUGUUCAGGAUCGCCGUCGGUGACACGGAGACCAAUCUCGCCGUGAACGACUACACCGCCCUCGCUAAGUCGAGUGAAGGGUACUCGGGCAGCGAUAUUGCCAACGUAGUACAGCACGCUCUCAUGAGGCCCGUGGCUAAGAUUGUACAAGCGACACAUUAUAAAGAGGUAAUAGUAGACGGGCAGAAGAAGCUCACGCCCUGCUCGCCGGGCGACCCUGCCGCCAAAGAGAUGAGCUGGCACGACGUGCAGUCCGACGACCUGCUCGCGCCGACCGUCGACGUCAAGGACUUUAAGCUUGCGCUGAAGGAGACGCCACCGACUGUAUCGAUGAGCGAUGUCGAAGCACACCAAAAAUGGACGGCAGAGCUAGGCAGCGAGGGAGCAUGAUGACGAGGCUCCAAGUCGAAGCCGAAGCGUGCGAGACGAGAAAAGAGGAAGGGGGACCAUGGCGUGGGUGACUCGGUGAACAAUGGAUGCCAGCCAGCUCCCACCAAGAGUUUCGUUUGGAAGAGUGAAGUGCUUGGAAAUCCCACAUCUACAGUACAUUCAGAGCAAAGAGAAGAG
Messenger RNA from Sodiomyces alkalinus F11, 1842 nucleotides. RefSeq names its product vacuolar protein sorting-associated protein. The record is from RefSeq and is a predicted model, not a curated record. Gene Ontology annotation, molecular function: ATP binding; ATP hydrolysis activity. NCBI's taxonomy places the organism in Eukaryota, Fungi, Ascomycota, Sordariomycetes, Glomerellales, Plectosphaerellaceae. Gene Ontology annotation, biological process: vacuole organization; endosomal transport. Bases 382 to 1665 code for a protein of 427 amino acids. The transcript is spliced from 3 exons.